Messenger RNA from Mesorhabditis belari, 357 nucleotides. Lineage: Eukaryota; Metazoa; Nematoda; Chromadorea; Rhabditida; Rhabditidae. The record is from the annotation of a GenBank genome assembly.
AUGUCAGCCGAUUUGCUAGCCGAUACGGUGAACCGUCUGGAAAUGAGGGAACAUUACGCUUUUCCAGACGACGUUUUUAUCACGGGAGAGAUCGCCAAGACAAUUGGAGCCCACCACAAUUUUCAGCUCUACGAUCAGAAUUGUGGCUGGAAUACUGGACGGCAGAAAAAUAACGAACGUGAUCUUGAAAGGCGAAUGAUUGCUGGUGAACUAAUUUUUGGAAAAUAUCAAUCGUAUGCGCAAAUGGAAAGGAUUUUCGAUGAAUUGACGAUUUUGAGCGGUCACGUCACCGAUCCACCGGACGAUUUACGCGAAUCGAGAAAAGAUGGACCCACUAGAAACGAGUUAUCUCAAUCA